CAGACAUCUGCAGGUCUGUGAGCAGGACAGAGGGAUUAACGACACAAGGACUUCAACAGCAGCAGUCAUGGUGGACGCGGCCGCAGCCGAGCAGUUCCUGGACGCCAACCCGGAGUUCGCCAAGGAGUUUUACGACAGCAACAUCCGGCCCAAAGUCAUCUCGGACCUGCUGGACGGAAACCGCAAGCCCAAGGUGGACACGAGCAAGUACCACGAGCUGAGCAUGGUGGACGAGAGCGAGAUCAUGUUCGACCUGAUGCGGGACAUGCAGGACAGCCUGCAGAUGGAGCGCUCCAUCUUCAAGCUCAUGGUGCACCUGAGCUUCAUCAUGAGGGCCGACCGGAUGAGUCUGUUCAUGUACCGGCAGAGGAACGGCGUGGCCGAGCUGGCCACCAGGAUAUUCAACGUCCAUAAGGAUGCAACGUUUGACGAGUGUCUGGUGCCGCCGGACAGUGAGAUCGUUUACCCGCUGGACAUGGGCAUCGUGGGCCACGUGGCCACCAGCAAGAAGAUGGUCAACAUCCCCGACGUGUCGCAGAACGAACAUUUCAGUGACUUUGUGGAUGAGCUGACGGAGUAUAAGACCAAGAACGUCCUGGCCAUCCCCAUCAUGAACGGCAAAGACAUGGUGGCCGUGUUGAUGGCGCUCAAUAAGGUGGACGCGCCAAGCUUCACGAAGCAAGACGAAGAGGUUCUAAACAAAUAUCUGAACUUUGCCAACCUGGUGCUGAGGGUUUUCCACCUGAGCUACCUGCACAACUGUGAGACCAGGAAAGGACAGGUGCUGCUGUGGUCGGCCAGCAAGGUGUUUGAGGAGCUGACGGACAUCGAGAGGCAGUUCCACAAGGCUCUGUACACCGUCAGAGCUUUCCUCAACUGUGACCGCUACUCCGUGGUUCUGCUGGACAUGACCAAGACCAAGGAGUUCUUUGACUUGUGGCCGGUUCUGAUGGGAGAAGUUCCACCGUAUGACGGACCCAAGACUCCGGACGGAAGAGAAGUUAUUUUCUACAAACUGAUUGACUACAUCCUCCACGGCAAAGAGGACAUUAAAGUUAUACCGAGUCCUCCGGACGACCACUGGUCCCUGAUCAGCGGUCUGCCCACCUACGUGGCAGAAACUGGCCUGAUUUGCAACAUCAUGAAUGUCGCCGACGAUGACUUCUUCAAAUUCCAGAAAGAGCCGCUGGACGACUCCGGCUGGACCAUCAAGAACGUUCUGUCGAUGCCGAUCGUCAACAAGAAGGAAGAGAUAGUGGGAGUGGCAACGUUCUAUAACAGGAAGGACGGGAAACCCUUCGAUGAAAUGGACGAAACACUGAUGGAGAGUCUGACCCAGUUCCUGGGCUGGUCGGUGCUGGUGUGUGACACGUACGACAAGAUGAACAAGCUGGAGAACCGGAAGGACAUCUUCCAGGACAUGGUCAUGUAUCACAUCAAGUGUCGCAAGGACGAGAUCCAGAGAGUUCUGGACACCAGAGAGAGAUGGGGGAAGGAACCGGAUGAGUGCGAGGAGGAGGAGCUCCAGGAGAUUCUGACGGAAGUUCUGCCAAACUCUAAGAAAGCUGAGAUCUUGGAGUUCCAUUUCUGCGACUUUGAGCACAGCGAGCUGGACCUGGUGAAGUGUGCCAUCAAGAUGUACUACGAACUCAAAGUGGUGGACAAAUUCCACAUUCCCAGAGAGGUUCUGGUGCGGUUCGUGUACUCGGUCAGUAAAGGCUACCGGUGCAUCACCUACCACAACUGGAGACACGGGUUCAACGUGGGACAGACCAUGUUCACGCUGCUGAUGACGGGAGAUCUGAAGCGUUACUACACCGACCUGGAGACGAUGGCCAUGGUGACGGCCGGCCUCCUGCACGAUAUCGACCACAGAGGAACCAACAACCUCUACCAGCUGAAGUCUGGUAAUCCUCUGGCCAAGCUGCACGGCUCUUCUAUCCUGGAGAGGCACCAUCUGGAGACGGGCAAGACUUUGCUGAGAGAUGAGAAUCUGAACAUUUUUCAGAAUCUCAACCGGCGCCAGAACGACACCGUCAUCCACCUCAUUGAUAUCAGCAUCAUCGCCACCGAUCUGGCUCUGUACUUCAAGAAGAGGACCAUGUUCCAGAAAAUAGUGGACCAGUCCAAGACCUACGAGAACUGGAACGACUGGACCAAGUACAUGAUGCUGGAGACCACGCGCAAAGAAAUCGUCAUGGCCAUGAUGAUGACGGCCUGUGAUCUCUCUGCCAUCGCUAAACCCUGGGAGGUUCAGAGCAAGGUGGCGCUGUCCGUGGCUGCAGAGUUCUGGGAGCAGGGAGACCUGGAGAGGACGGUCCUGGAGCAGAACCCCAUCCCCAUGAUGGACAGAAACAAAGCGGCCGAUCUGCCGAAGCUGCAGUGCGGUUUCAUCGACUUCGUCUGUGCGUUUGUGUACAAGGAGUUCAGCCGCUUCCACGUGGAGAUCACCCCCAUGUGCGACCGCCUGCUGAACAACAGGAAGGAGUGGAACGCGCUGAAGGAAGUGCACGAGGCCAAGCUGGCCGCCAUCGAGGAGGAGAAGAAAGCCAAGGAGGAGGCGGCUGGGCAGGCCACGGCGGCAAAAGAAGCGAGUGCCGGCCAGUCAAAGACGUGUGUCCUCAGCUAGAGACGCUGCAGAGAAACCUCCUCGCCGGCGGCAUCGUUUCAGUCAAGACCUUCACGUUUAUCUUCUCUGGGAUUUUUGAGCUGACACCUGAAAGCUGCGUCUCCCUGGCAACCCCUCCCACUCUCAGAGAGAUGUUGACCGACGGGUGCAAAGUGAAAUGUACCAACUUAAAUCAACUCUUUUUUGUCCUGCUCUGCUUUUCCUCUGCACUCUUUCUACUUGUACAAUCUUUUGAUGCUUUUCUUACUUAGCUGUGCAGACUUGUACGAUAUGUUCGGGUGUUUUUGAGUUUCACGAGUUUCCCAAGUGAGUUUUAUUUCUUUUCUUUUCUCCAUUCAUCAACAAAUCAAUGCAGCAUCAGAGUGCAGGCCUGUUUGAAUUGAUUACAGCGCUGAAACCAGGGGCCUGUUUGAUGAAGUCUUAAAAGAACAAACUAAUAACCGGAGGAAAAGGCUGCAAAUGUCAACAAUUAUGUUCUACUAUUUACACAUACCAUUAUAACAGUUCUCCCUCGUUUGUCUACAAGACCAGAGCUGGUAGAGGAGCCAAAAACUGUACUCAAGUAAAAGUACUGUUACUUCAGAAUAAUAUGACUCAAGUAGAAGUAAAAAGUA
Molecule: messenger RNA, 3243 nt
Organism: Cololabis saira (Pacific saury)
Lineage: Eukaryota; Metazoa; Chordata; Actinopteri; Beloniformes; Belonidae
Gene: pde6a
Product: phosphodiesterase 6A, cGMP-specific, rod, alpha
Biological process (GO): signal transduction
Molecular function (GO): protein binding; 3',5'-cyclic-nucleotide phosphodiesterase activity
Source: RefSeq, a predicted model, not a curated record